Messenger RNA from Amaranthus tricolor (Joseph's coat), 1408 nucleotides. RefSeq names its product carboxylesterase 1-like. Gene Ontology annotation, molecular function: hydrolase activity. Bases 146 to 1225 code for a protein of 359 amino acids. NCBI's taxonomy places the organism in Eukaryota, Viridiplantae, Streptophyta, Magnoliopsida, Caryophyllales, Amaranthaceae. The record is from RefSeq and is a predicted model, not a curated record. The transcript has a single exon.
AACUAAAGAUAGAAGAACAAUAAUAGUGUGUGUAAUCAAUGCAAUGAGCCAAUAAAAAUGAAAACUAAUGUUCAUUUUCAUUUUCAUUUUCAUUCUAUAAUUAAAUUUUACAUCUCUUGAUUUUCCCCACGAAAAACAAAUAAAAAUGAAAACUACACCUACUAUUGUUUUGAUUCCCCUUUUCAUCUUGCUCAUUUCAAUCCAACUCCAAUCCAAAAAAUCCCCCUCAAUAAAAAUGUCAACCCAACCGGAUGCGGAUCCAAAUAACCCAUUUGAACGUCUUCACAUUAUUCAAAAUCCCAACGGUACUCUCACUCGUCUUCCUCAAUACUUUCCUACUGUCCCUCCUUCUACCACAAACUCCUCCUCUGUUUCUCUUUCCAAAGAUGUGAUUCUUAAUCCGGGAAAAAAUACAUGGGUACGGAUCUUUAUCCCUAGAAAUGUUUCGGAUAAUGGAUCCGUAUCCGAGUCAUAUUCGGGUAAGAAACUUCCCAUACUUGUAUUUGCUCAUGGUGGUGGAUUUAUCUUACAUAGUCCAGCUUCCCCUGUUUUUCACGAGUUCUGCUCCAACGCGGCGAGUCAACUCACUGCAUUAGUGAUCUCGGUUGAGUACAGACUCGCUCCUGAAACUCGGCUUCCUGGUCAGUACGACGACUUUAUAGAGGCGUUGACUUGGGUUAAAAAAGGUGAAGACGAAUGGUUGACUAAAUAUGGAGAUUUCUCUCGUUGUGUUCUGAUGGGGGAGAGUGCAGGGGGUAAUAUAGUCUAUCACGCUGGAUUAAAUGCAUCUGUUUUAAUUAAUGAUAUACAGCCGUUGAUUAUCAAAACAAUGAUUUUGAUCCAGCCUUUUUUUGGUGGAGUUAAGCGCACUGAAUCCGAGCUUCGGUUAAAAAAUGAUGAAGCUUUACCAUUAGAGAUAAAUGAUUUAUUAUGGGAUCUUGCUUUACCUAUUGGGGCGACCCGGGAUCAUGAGUAUUCUAACCCGCUUAUUGGUGGCGGGUCGAAGUUGUUAGAUCGGGUUCAUGACUUGGGUUGGCGGGUGGGUAUUGCGGGUUGUGAUGGUGACCCGUUAUUUGAUCGGAUCGUGAAGUUAGUACAAUUGUUGGAAACAAGAGGGGUGAAUGUAAAGUCCAUGUUUGAUAAAGGUGGUCGUCAUGGAAUGUAUGUGAAGGAUCCAUCUAAGACUAGGGAGUUGUUUGAAUUUGUUAAGGAUUUUUUAGUUUAAAGGAUUUAUGAUUUGAUAAUGGUUUGUAACAUCUUAAUGGUUGAUUAAUUAAUAAUUAUCUUGUUAGAUGAAUUAGUAUAAUGUGUUGUGAAAGAACUUGUCAUGCGUACAAGUGCGAUCAAUUUAUUUUAGUAAUUUUUUUGAAUAUUAUUUUAUAUUAGUAUUUUUAGUUGGUUGUGUUAG